Molecule: messenger RNA, 2445 nt
Organism: Cinara cedri
Lineage: Eukaryota; Metazoa; Arthropoda; Insecta; Hemiptera; Aphididae
Source: the annotation of a GenBank genome assembly
AAGUAGGUUACUUGGGACAUCUGCUUAAAGUGCUUGACAGUUUACUUGUCUUUACUGACUUUACUGUUUACUGUACUUUCUUAUCACGCGUUAUCGUUUUUUGGAAAAACUGAUCUUACUAUGGUCGGUUGUAAUAUUUUCGGAUAAUAUACUAUCGGUUCAAAUAUUUUUCGGCAUAAAUACAGUUCGGCCUAAAUAUUUGUCUGCUUAAUAAAUACAGUUCGGCUUAAAUAUUUUUCAGCUGAAUUACUGUUCGGCUGAUUUAUUUUCGGUUUUUUUUAUCAUAUCAUAGGUCGUCGGGCAACCAUACCAUCUUAAAUCGUGGUCGUCGGGCAACCACACUAUGUUAAAUCGUGUUUAAAAUUAAUUUUUUUGAUUUAUAACUUUAAUUUAAAUUAAUUUACAUUAUACUACUUUGUUAAAAUUUAAAAUGAGUUUUUCAAGUGUACGUAGUAUAUUACAGGUAAUUAAAAAUACAAAGUAAUUGUAGGUAUAUUAACAUUUUUUUUUUUUUACAAUAAUUUAUACUUAUAAUUAUUUUUCAAAAUUAUUCAAAUGUACCUUUUAAAUUUAGAAUGCUAAUACAAAAUAUUGAUUUUUUUUUUCAGCACACUCGUAGAAUAGCUCAAGUCAAUAAUGGGUUAAUGUUCAAUAGUAUUCGUGAGUUGACUAUACCAAUUGUUGUAGAACAAACAGGUCGUGGGGAACGUUCCUAUGAUAUAUUUUCUAGACUUCUUAAAGAACGCAUUGUUUGUGUUAUGGGAGAGGUGAGUAAACCAAAAUAAAACAAUUUAUUUAAGUUUAAUUAAUACUAAUUGAAAUAUUUUAUAUUGUUAGAUUAAUGAUCAUGUUGCUUCAUUGGUGAUUGCUCAAUUAUUAUUUUUACAAUUUGAAAAUCAAAAAGCAACUAUCAAUAUGUAUAUAAAUAGGUAAUAUUUUCUGAAACAGUAUUUAUCAUGGUGCGGUUAUACUUAAGGAAAAUAAAUAUAAUUUUUUUAGUCCUGGCGGCAGUGUUACAGCUGGUCUAGGUAUUUAUGACACUAUGAUGUAUAUUAAACCAGAAGUGUCCACUUGGUGCAUAGGGCAAGCUUGUAGCAUGGGAAGUGUUUUAUUAGCUGCUGGAGCAAAAGGCAAAAGACAUGCAUUGCCACAUUCAAGAAUUAUGAUUCAUCAACCUUCUGGCGGAAUGCAGGUAUAAGAUGAAUAAUAUUAAACACAAAUAAUACAAUUUAUUGAUAUCUGUAUUGGUUUUCUUAAUAUUGAUUGUAUUGAUAUGUUUAAACACCAAAUAAUUGUAUAUAUUUUACUUUAUAUAUGAUAAUAGUUUAGCCAAAAACUUGAGUUUACUUACACCUAAGAUUGGCCAAUCUAUAUAACUCAAUUGACAGAAGGAUAGGUGCAUAAUCAUGUAAUACAUAAUCAACACUUGAUUUGGAGAAAAUGACUGAUAUGAUUUAAAAACUUGUACUGAACACUUUCAAGCAUGAUACAAAUUUCCGCCGGGAAAGGUUUUUAAAUGACAGAAUCAUAUUCUAAAAUUAGCUUAACAAACAAUAAAGGGCUUUUAAAGGAGAUUGUGAUUUACAUUUGUAGUUUUAAGGUUGCUCCACAUUUAAAUUAGGAUUGAUUAUUGAAUUGAAGAUAAAAAUUAAAUCAGUAGCAGAUUUGCUGAGCAACAUCAAAGAUGAUCCAUUUACGUCAUUGUUAUAUGUAAAGGGGAAUUUAAAAUAAGUGAAAGUAAAGGAAUAACACUUGGAAAUAUUGAACAUUAACCCUAGUUUAUCUACCCCUGAUCAUACUUAUAAUAGAUAUUCAAUAGGUAAUUGCAUAUUAGAUAGUAAUACUUAAUUUAAAUAAUUACAGGGAAAAGCUUCUGAUAUGAAAAUCGUAGCUGAUGAAAUUUUGAGACUAAAGUCUUCAUUGACUAAAAUAUAUGUCAAACAUACGGGAUUAUCAGCAGAAAAAAUUGGUGAGAUUAUUUAAUUUUUAUACAAUAAUAGUUAACUCAAUAAAAAGGAAGGGUCAAAAGUUUUUAGAAUGUUUACUAGUCUAAUGCUAAUGUUCAAUAAUCUCUCAUAAACUGUAAUUUUUUUAUGUAUAAAUUCCUGUAGUAUUACAAUUUUGAAUAAACAGUUUAUUAAAAUAUUUUCAACAAUUUAUUAUUAUUACUAAAUACAAAAGAAAAUUUAUUUAAAUAAUGAUACAACAAUAAUAAUUAACAAUUUAAAAUUUACUUAAAAAAAAAAAAUUAACUUAAAGAAAUAAAAUAAAAUAUUAUAUAAUGUAUUAAAUUGGAUUUAUAACAAUAUGAAACAAUAUUAACAUUUUUUAGAUGCUAGCAUGGAAUCAGAUCAUUUUAUGAGUGCUGAUGAAGCAGUUACUUUUGGAUUGAUUGACAAAGUUGAACAACCAUCAAUAAAUUAAUUUAAUGUAAUUUUAUUUUAU